This is a messenger RNA of Capsicum annuum, 924 nucleotides long. RefSeq lists its product as uncharacterized. Bases 1 to 924 code for a protein of 307 amino acids. NCBI's taxonomy places the organism in Eukaryota, Viridiplantae, Streptophyta, Magnoliopsida, Solanales, Solanaceae. The transcript has 5 exons. The record is from RefSeq and is a predicted model, not a curated record.
AUGGGAAAACUUGUAGUUAAUGAGGUAGUUGAUGGUGAACUAGAAAAAAGAGGUCCAGUGGAGUCUGAAAAGCUGGAUAAUAGUGAUGAUGCUCCGAAUAAAGGGAAAGAGAAGGAGAAAGAGAAACUGGGUUUGGAAAAUCCUACCCCGACAAACAUGUGGUUAGUGAUGGCAGAUAGGUGUAUGAAGCGGUCUGUGGGCAUAUUACAUGAUGUUUUGGUUAAGGAUGCCGAUUUUAUUCUGCCUGCUAAUUUUGUAGUCCUAGAUUGUUAUAAAAUGGCACCCAAAGGAAAGAGCUCAAAAUCCAAAAAGAAAGUGACCAAGGGAAGUGUAUCUUGGAGACUCUUCAAUGAAGAGUCUGAUUAUGAAAAGGAAGAGCCUCUGCUAAGGAAGCAAAAAACGAAUCAAAGCCCUAAAAAGCCUUCACUACCUCUUCUAGUUGAAGUGGAAGGGAGUGAAGAGAAGCAUGAUUUAGAUCAUCCUGAGUCUGAGGACAAUGAUUUUGGGCAACCUGAAUCCAAGGGACCAUCAAUUGAGUCCCCUUCUGCUGAGCCACAAGAUGAGGAAGAAUCUCUGAUUUAUGGAAUGGUGGUCAAAUGCAAGAAUCUUAAAGGAGCCAAUGUUCCUAAGAUUGUCAGGUUAGAAGAAGAACUCCUUUCCAAGAAGACUAACAAUCCGAUUCAAAAUAAGCAAAAUCAUUCGAGGCUAAUGCUUGAUAGGGGCACAAAGAUUCCUACUGAUCCACCGGUAACAGGUACUAGUUCAGUUCCUUAUGCAGAGAUGCCAGAUUCUAAAGCUGUACCUCCAACAUCCGUAACAAUGGAAAAAUUAUCAAUGCCCAGAACCGAGAUAAAUCCUACAGGAUCAGUGCCUACAACAGAAUUUGCCUUCAGGUCUAUAAAUUUAAGGAGAGUAGCAAAGUAG